CUCCCACUGCCCAGCCCAGCACCAUCAUGUGUCUGGCUGACCUGUGCUCUCCUGGUCUGGGCAGCCUGGAUGGGUGCACAGGGCCCCAUCACAGCCCACACCCUCGGAGAGACGCCUCCUGAGUCUGCUCAGCCUGGCACAGGCCCCAGGAAAGGACCCGGAGGGGCGGUUCCUGCUCUAAAUCCUGCCCCCACAGGGGUGGGACUGGGGCAGAAUCCCAUCAGUGAAUAAAGGCUGCAGAGUGAAGGAUGGUCCCUGGCGAGUGUACCUGUGUCCCAGUCUUCUUGCCUGAGGGCGACUUCCCACCCAUGUGAGGAGUGGGGAAGGAGCACCCCUUCUCUACUAGGCCCCAGGGCUCUCAGAGCCGGGCUCUGUCCUCACCCCAGCUGGCUCCCACAAGGCCCUCCUGGCCCCAGACUCUGUUGUACCCCCAACUCCCCUCCAGCAGGCAUCUGGAGGUAAGGAGGGGUGGGGGGCACAGGUGCACUUGCCAUUCCCGCUUUGUCUGCAGCAUGGGCACAUGUAAGUCCAGGCCCUGGGGAAUCCCUGGACCUGCAGCCCCCGCGGAGGGCUCCCUCCCCCUCCAGCUCAAGCCAGAGCACCCUGCAUCAGUACAUUCCAGAACUCAGACAGGAAAAGAGGGCGAGGAGGGAGCACCCCAGGAUAAGAACCCCUACCUCGGCCCUCCCUCGUUCUCCCAGGCCCCUCUGACAGCCUGUCUCCUUGCUGUCAUGUCAGCAGGCACAGAGGCUACAGGGGCCAAGCAGCAGCCGCCCAAGCCCGGAUUUGGGUUCUCUGUUCCCUUCUCUUGUCUCGGCCUUCUCCCUGAGUGUGUGUGCUUAAGAGGGUGCGGAAGAUCAGCAAACUCAGUCUGACCCAGGCAUUCAACCUCUGGGUGAGCACCUGCGGAUCUGUCCCCAGGGCUACACCUGCUGCACCAGCGAGAUGGAGGAGAACCUGGCCAACCGCAGCCGUGCGGAGCUGGACACCGCGCUCCGGGACAGCAGCCGCGUCCUGCAGGCCAUGCUUGCCACCCAGCUGCGCAGCUUCGAUGACCACUUCCAGCACCUGCUGAACGACUCGGAGCGGACGCUGCAGGCCACCUUCCCCGGCGCCUUCGGAGAGCUGUACACGCAGAACGCGAGGGCCUUCCGGGACCUGUACUCAGAGCUGCGCCUGUACUACCGCGGCGCCAACCUGCACCUGGAGGAGACGCUGGCCGAGUUCUGGGCCCGCCUGCUCGAGCGCCUCUUCAAGCAGCUGCACCCCCAGCUGCUGCUGCCUGAUGACUACCUGGACUGCCUGGGCAAGCAGGCCGAGGCGCUGCGGCCCUUCGGGGAGGCCCCGAGAGAGCUGCGCCUGCGGGCCACCCGUGCCUUCGUGGCUGCUCGCUCCUUUGUGCAGGGCCUGGGCGUGGCCAGUGACGUGGUCCGGAAGGUGGCUCAGGUACCCCUGGGCCCGGAGUGCUCGAGAGCUGUCAUGAAGCUGGUCUACUGUGCUCACUGCCUGGGAGUCCCCGGCGCCAGGCCCUGCCCUGACUAUUGCCGAAAUGUGCUCAAGGGCUGCCUCGCCAACCAGGCCGACCUGGACGCCGAGUGGAGGAACCUCCUGGACUCCAUGGUGCUCAUCACCGACAAGUUCUGGGGUACAUCGGGUGUGGAGAGCGUCAUCGGCAGCGUGCACACGUGGCUGGCGGAGGCCAUCAACGCCCUCCAGGACAACAGGGACACCCUCACGGCCAAGGUCAUCCAGGGCUGCGGGAACCCCAAGGUCAACCCCCAGGGCCCCGGGCCUGAGGAGAAGCGGCGCCGGGGCAAGCUGGCCCCGCGGGAGAGGCCACCUUCAGGCACGCUGGAGAAGCUGGUCUCUGAAGCCAAGGCCCAGCUCCGCGACGUCCAGGACUUCUGGAUCAGCCUCCCAGGGACACUGUGCAGUGAGAAGAUGGCCCUGAGCACUGCCAGUGAUGACCGCUGCUGGAACGGGAUGGCCAGAGGCCGGUACCUCCCCGAGGUCAUGGGUGACGGCCUGGCCAACCAGAUCAACAACCCCGAGGUGGAGGUGGACAUCACCAAGCCGGACAUGACCAUCCGGCAGCAGAUCAUGCAGCUGAAGAUCAUGACCAACCGGCUGCGCAGCGCCUACAACGGCAACGACGUGGACUUCCAGGACGCCAGUGACGACGGCAGCGGCUCGGGCAGCGGUGAUGGCUGUCUGGAUGACCUCUGCGGCCGGAGGGUCGGUAGGAAGAGCUCCAGCUCCCGGACGCCCUUGACCCAUGCCCUCCCAGGCCUGUCAGAGCAGGAAGGGCAGAAGACCUCGGCUGCCAGCUGCCCCCAGCCCCCCACCUUCCUCCUGCCCCUCCUCCUCUUCCUGGCCCUUACAGUAGCCAGGCCCCGGUGGCGGUAACUGCCCCAAGGCCCCAGGGACAGAGGCCAAGGACUGACUUUGCCAAAAAUACAACACAGACGAUAUUUAAUUCACCUCAGCCUGGAGAGGCCUGGGGUGGGACGGGGGGCCGGCGGUUCUGAGCAGGGGCAGGCGCAGAGGCCCCAGCCCCAGGCCUGGCCUUGCCUGCCUUUCUGCCUUUUAAUUUUGUAUGAGGUCCUCAGGUCAGCUGGGAGCCAGUGUCCCCAAAAGCCAUGUAUUUCAGGGACCUCAGGGGCACCUCCGGCUGCCUAGCCCUCCCCCCAGCUCCCUGCACCGCUGCAGAAGCAGCCCCUCGAGGCCUACAGAGGAGGCCUCAAAGCAACCCGCUGGAGCCCACAGCGAGCCUGUGCCUUCCUCCCUGCCUCCUCCCACUGCGACUCCCAGCAGAGCCCACCAGCCAGCCCUGGCCCACCCCCAGCCUCCAGAGAAGCCCCGCACGGGCUGUCUGGCUGUCCACCAUCCAGGAUCUAGCAGAGCCUCUGAGAUGAUGCAUGAUGCCCUCCCCUCAGCGCAGGCUGCAGAGCCCGGCCCCACCUCCCCAUGCCCUUGAGGGGCCCCAGCGUCUGCAGGGUGACGCCUGAGACAGCACCACUGCUGAGGAGUCUGAGGACUGUCCUCCCACAGACCUGCGGUGAGGGGCCCUCCAUGCGCAGAUGAGGGGCCACUGACCCACCUGCGCUUCUGCUGGAGGAGGGGGAGCUGGGCCCAAAGGCCCAGGGAGGCAGCGUGGGCUCUGCCAAUGUGGGCUGCCCCUCGCACAUGGGGCUCACAGGGCAGGCCUUGCUGGGGUCCAGGGCUGUUGGAGGACCCCGAGGGCUGAGGAGCAGCCAGGACCCGCCUGCUCCCAUCCUUACCCAGAUCAGGAACCAGGGCCUCCCUGUUCAGGGUGACACAGGUCAGGGCUCAGAGUGACCCUUGGCUGUCACCUGCUCACAGGGAUGCUGGUGGCUGGUGAGACCCCGCACUGCAGACGGGAAUGCCUAGGUCCCUUCCCGACCCAGCCAGCUGCAGGGCACGGGGACCUGGAUAGUUAAGGGCUUUUCCAAACAUGCAUCCGUUUACUGACACUUCCUGUCCUUGUUCAUGGAGAGCUAUUUGCUCCUCCCAGAUGGCUUCGGAGGGACGCAGGGCCCACCUUGGACCCUGGUGACCUCCUGUCACUCACUGAGGCCAUCAGGGCCCUGCCCCAGGCCUGGACGGGCCCUCCUUCCCUCCUGUGCCCCAGCUGCCAGGCGGCCUUGGGGAGGGGUGGUGCGGUGUUGGGAAGGGGUCCUGCAGGGGGAGGAGGACUUGGAGGGUCUGGGGGCAGCUGUCCUGAACCGACUGACCCUGAGGAGGCCGCUUAGUGCUGCUUUGCUUUUCAUCACCGUCCUGCACAGUGGAUGGAGGUCCCCGGUUGCUGGUCAGGUCCCCGUGGCUUGCUCUCUGGAACCUGACUUUAGAUGUUUUGGGAUCAGGAGCCCCCAACACAGGCAUGUCCACCCCAUAAUAACCCUGCCAGUGCCAGGGUGGGCUGGGGACUCUGGCACAGUGAUGCCGGGCGCCAGGACAGCAGCACUCCCGCCGCACACAGACGGCCUGGGGGUGGCACUCAGACCCCACCCUACGCUCAUCUCUGGAAGGGGCAGCCCUGAGUGGUCACUGGUCAGGGCAGUGGCCAAGCCUGCUGUGUCCUUCCUCCACAAGGUCCCCCCACUGCUCAGUGUCAGUGGGUGACGUGUGUUCUUUUGAGUCCUUGUAUGAAUAAAAGGCUGGAAACCUA
Molecule: messenger RNA, 4189 nt
Organism: Gorilla gorilla gorilla (western lowland gorilla)
Lineage: Eukaryota; Metazoa; Chordata; Mammalia; Primates; Hominidae
Gene: GPC1
Product: glypican 1
Exons: 9
Coding region: 946-2406 (486 amino acids)
Biological process (GO): cell migration; regulation of protein localization to membrane; negative regulation of fibroblast growth factor receptor signaling pathway
Cellular component (GO): plasma membrane; cell surface; extracellular region
Molecular function (GO): fibroblast growth factor binding
Source: RefSeq, a predicted model, not a curated record